AUCCCCAACAGCAAAAGACGGUAAUUUUCAUGUUGACUCCUCUAAAUUAUCACAGUCCUUAACCCUAACAACAACAAAAUAAAAUACUCCAUACCCAGAUACGGGAAGAACUUAUCCGACUGCCUUUAACCAUGAAGCCAGCAGGAGCAGUGUUAUACCCUGUACAAGGUGUGACACUUCAUCGAGUUGCUGCUGGACAAAGAUCUCAGGGAGAUGGCGAGGAACAGGCAUUGAUCUCUUCUCCCCAGUUACAAGAAUCAGGAAAAAUACUUCUACAGUCAUCGACCAAAUCAAAAAUCACACAUAAGAAGACUAUCAAAGAAAUCAUUCACAAUGUUGAAGCUGUACACAAACUAAAAGAGGAUGUUGAACUGGAAAAUUCUGUAAUGUUACCUGUUUUAGGAAAAGAAACGUCUCAUAAUAUCAAGCGGACAAAUAAGUACUUACCGGAAGUUGCAGACAUUGCUCUUAAGCUGACAAAAGUUUCCAUUAUGUCUGCACCAGACACUUACUUGCUUAAUACUCCACCUAAGAAUUUAAACAAAGAGAGAAUCAUCCCCUUGAUUCCAAGAAGUCAAAGCACAGGUUCCCUCUCUUGUACAAGAGAAAGAGCUUCAAACAUAUAUUCCAAAAAGAGAAAAGACCCAAAGUUUGUGCCUUAUGAGCCCUAUAAAGGGUGUGUGAAGCCGAUACUUAGUAAAAAGAACAAAAUGAGGAACAAAGAAAGCAUAAGCGAGACUGAGGUGUCAGAACAAGAGGCAAAUAACACAUGUGUGGAGAAGACUUCUGCUGUCAGUGCUGAUAAUGAUGACAAGAAUGCCGAAAAGAUGAGCAUAUUAGUGAAGGACUUUGAAGAGGAAAGAGCAGCUUGGGAGAAGAACACAUCAAUUCUUAACUCUGAGAAGAAGAAGUUAGAGGACCAGCUCAGCCAAAUCAAGAAAGAAAAGAGUAUUUUGGAGAGUCAACUAAGUGUUCAGUCACAGGUUAAUACAGAACUGAAGAAACUCUUGGUUGCAUCAGUCGGUGAAGAUGUUCAGGGACGAGUGCAAUGUCUUACCGAAGACAAAGCACGCAUGGCUACCAUGAUUCGUCACUAUUCCGAGAGGGUGGAUCGUGAUUAUGAAGAAAAGGAAAGAAUGGGAAUUCAGUGCGAUGUUUGGCGCUCCAAGUUUCUCGGCAGCAGUAUGCUGGUUGAUGAUCUGGUGAGUUGCAAGGUGACACUGAUGCGCAAGUUGGAAGAGGCUGAAGAAGCACUGAGGGUUGUGAUAGAUGAACACGACUUGGCUCGGCAGCAUGUUCUCAACAUGUACAGAAUGAACAAACAACUUCGUGAUGCAUUUGAUCCACUUGCUGCUCAGUCUGGUGGGGUCCCGUCUUUGGCCUCGGCAGAUUUGGUCACUCUUGCUGUGGAUGGAGAUGUUUUAGCUGAAACUGUGAGAGAUCGUCUGCUUGGUGAUCUCGGCCGCUCUGUUGGCUGCUUCCUCUCUCUGGAAGGCCUGGAAACACAAACACCAGGGGAGAAAAUGGCCCGACAGGCUUGUGACAAGACAACCAAGAAUCUUCUUUUGGUGGGCCGACUAUGCUCUAGGGGUACAGCAUGUGCUGAGUGCAGCACUGUGUCUCCAGGAAGAGCUGCCAUGAUGCAUCGCUUUCAUCCAACUGCUCGUUAUGAGCAUGUCACUGUCAAUUGCUGCUCACACUGCAAUGGCGAGAUCAAAGUUGUGUGAUCGAGGUUAAUGUCAACUUCAGUUAUUUCUGUUUAUAGUAUAAGUAAAGCCUUGAUUUAACGGACUUAUAGGAGGGGUUUUUUGAGUUCCUGUUUAAUAAGAAUAAUGAUAAAAAUGGCAAAAAAACACUUAAGUACUCUAUACCUAAUGUUGUACUCUACUUACAAUUUACUGUUAUCUUGCAAUAAACAUUAAAAAUAGAGGUAUUAAAAGUACAAUUUAUCCACUGGAUUUUGCCUGUUAUUUUUAAAAAUCCAUUGUGUCAAGGUCCAUUAUAUCAAGGGUUUUCUGUAUGUCUACAUAAUCUUAUGAAUAUUAUUUCACAUCAUUUUACAUAGAUCAUUUGUUUGUAAUAAUAAUAUGUCUUUUGAGAGUGGUCCUAAUGGUUUGCCAGCAUGAAUUAAUAUAAUUGCCUCAGUGAACAUCAUUGUAUGUUUUAAUUUGUGAUGCUCAACUCAUGAAAAUAUUACUUGGUAUUCCAUUUUGAGCCAUUAACUGUCUAUUUGCCAUAAAUAUGAGCACUAUAUGAAAGACCCUGUAAUUUUCUAUUGUUAUUGAGGCUUCAAUAUUUACUCAAAAUAUUUCAGCAUGAAAACUUCUUCAGAACUUUUGGUAAUAUAUUUCUGCUGAAUUUUCCAUGUUGGUUUGAAUUAUCAUGAUAGUCACAAUUAACUUAUAUAGGUAUGUUAAAAUAUGUUGAAGGCACAAUUUUAGCUUUUGUAUACAAUAGUUUGUUGAAGCUGGAGAUAUAUUUUAAGCAUUAGAUUUAUAAAGUUUGUUACAACUAUUAUAUAUUUUAUGUAAUAGUAUAAUCCAGAGUUACAUCUGUUCAAAAUAUAAUUAUAUUUUUAAAUGAUCAUGUAUUUGAAUGGGUUGUUUAGUAUCACCAUUGUGUAUGGAGCUUUGCCUUUUUUUUUUUUUUUACCAACAAAUAAUACAAGUUUACAUACACAUCUGCAUUUUAAAUGCACAUUGUUGACUGGAGCUUUAAAAAUUAUUUUUGUAAUAUUGCAACAGACAUAUGCUACUCGUUUAAAAAUAAAGUGAGGUUGGUUGAUAUAAUAUGGAUAGGUAAUAUAUACACUGCCUGAAUUGCAUUAUUUGCUACCAAUAUUACUCAUCUUGUAGGUAUACUCAUAGUAUUUUUUUGUCUAUUUUUGUAAUGAGCAUGAUGUCUCAAAUAUUACACAUGAGCUGUGAUUACAAUGAAAAUGUAAUUAUUGAUGCACUGUAUAUUCUUAAAUGCUUGAAUAAACAUUUUUAUGUAUAUUUUUUAAAUAGGUGAAUGAGAAAUAGUAAUGUAGGUGCAUACAUAAUUAUACAUAAUUCUUAAUGUACACUUAUAUAAUAUAUACAUAACAUAUAUAUUGUAGUAUAUAUUUAUAAUGUUAGAAAUUGUCAGAAUUUUUUUUUUUUUUUUUUUUUUUUUUUUUUGCUAUAUGCUGCUUCUAAUAACUUUAUAAUUUCUCUGAAAGAUUUAAACAUGAAGAAAUCAUAAUUAAUAGUAUUUGUCCCAUGAUUAGCUCAUGGAGGAUCUUACCUCCACCAUUCCUUGCACGGGAUGAGGUGUUUAGAGCUUCAUAUAACACAUACGAGAGAGCUUCAUAUAACACAUACGAGCAUCAUAAUGAAACCGACUGUAGUACAAGGAAUCGCAGUUCAGUACCAUUCACUUUAUUUUCAGUUACAGUACUCUCUCAAAAUAUCUAUCCAUUAAUGAAGAAAGUCACAUUACUGGGGCUGGAACAAUUGACCUAAAUCCCUUAAGAUGAGUUUUGGUCCAUCCAGGACCAUUCUCAAGCCACAUUCAGAGCAAGAAACAGAGAUGGCCAGAAGACAAUACCGUAUUGUCUUCUGGCCAUAGUUAAAAGGCUCCUUGAUUAUGGAGACCAAGUCUAUUCUGCAGCUUCUUCUGCAGCUCUUUCUAAGUUAGAUCCCUUUCAUCAUCAGGGUCUAUGUUUAUUCUUUGUUGAAAGCCUUAGCAGAUCUUUGCGAUGCUCACUACCUUGGUACUUUGUCCUCUCUCAUGACCUUCAGGUUCCUUCUACGUAUAGGUUGGUCUCAGACAUUAGUAGAGGCCCGUUAUUUGAUCAGUGCCCCUGCUUACUCCGUCCAUUUUCUCUACAUUUUCACUCACACUGGUCCUCUCUCCAGUUGCCUCUCUUGUAUGUUUAUGUAGCAUCUGCCUUUUCCCUUUCCCUUUGGGAGAUUCUGACAGUUCAUGUGUGUUCUCCCAUACUGCCGUGUUCGAGGUGGUGUUCCCUGACAGUAUUAUCCGAGGUCAUUUGUUAGACUCGGCUAGUAUUUUUACUGCUGAGUUGUAUGACAUCCUCAUAGCACUUCUCCAUAUUACAUGUAUGUCUCCUUCAGCAUUUGUGAUCAUUUCAAAUUCCCUCGGUGCUUUACAGGUCAUUAAACAAUUUGAUUCCCCUCAUCCAUUGGUCCUGCAUAUUCAACUUUGGUUGCACCGUGUAGCUAGCAAAAACUGGUCUCACAGGCCAUAAAAUUUACUUGAAAAAAUAAAAUAUUAAAAAAUAAAAGAAAAACGCACAUUAAAAGUAAAUUACAGAGUGACCGGCAACCGCCGAUGUUGCCAUAAGAGGUAAGACGCCAUUUCUGUUGGGUCCCCGGGCAUGAUGUGUAGGGCAAUGAACAGGCGGAUGCUGUUGCAUGGUUGGCGGUGCGUGAUCGUCCAGUUUCCUACAGAGGUAUUCCGUUCAGGGAUUAUUUUAUCAUUUCUACCUGUCUUUGCAGCCAUUGGCAACAACGGUGGUCGGACAAGCACCAUAACAAAUUGCGCUCUAUUAAACAGCUUUUCGGUCUAUGACUAUCUUCUUACCACCGUUGCCAUACUCGGGAGUCUGUGCUUCCCCAUCUCUGCAUGGGUCAUACUCGCCUUACCCGUGGGUAUCUCGUAGAAUGACACCCUGUUCUUCUCUGUGAAGUUUGUUGGGUCCCUGUUUGAGUUGUUCACUUUCUUGUGGAUUGUCUGGUUUACCAGCAAGCUCACAGGAUUUACCUGCACCGACGCUGCCACCCUACCUCUCUUACCUUGCCUUCCCUUCUUGCAGACGGCCCUGCGUUCCACUUACGAUCACUUUUUGACUUUUUGUCAGCAACUGCUUUACUAUACGAACUUGAACACACAGCCCCUAACGUCCUUUCCAGCCCUUUUCUCCCCUCACCUUUGAUCUCCUUUGCACCUAACUGUUUAUAGCCCCAGCACCAUUUUCUGCCCAGCAGUGCUGCAUGACCCUUUUCAGUUUAGUGCUUUAUUUGAUUUUAAAAUAAAAGACUUUUCUCCUAUGUGUGUUUCUUUAGUGACUAUCCAGUUGUUUAUAUUUGCAAUAAAAUCACAGUAAACAGGUGAUAUCACAAUAUGCAAAACAAUAAACACUGAAAAAGUAGUGAAUUUCCAAGUGCUUUCGUGAUUUCUCACAUUAUCAAGGAACAGUUCCUUG
Molecule: messenger RNA, 5188 nt
Organism: Cherax quadricarinatus
Lineage: Eukaryota; Metazoa; Arthropoda; Malacostraca; Decapoda; Parastacidae
Source: RefSeq, a predicted model, not a curated record